GAAAAAAAAAACAGAAGCAACACAAUACAAUAACAACGUCAUACUUGUAUUAUGCAAAUAAAUAUUACAAAUACUGGUCCAACAAUGGCUGCAUCAGAGCCACCAGAACCACCACCGCGUAAUCCGGAGCGUAUUAAUGCAACAUUACAUAAACUUGCUGAAUCUAAAAACAUUAAAUCAUUAGAUUCAUCAGUGUUAAACGAUAAAACAGUCAACAACAAUAAACCAUUGAAAACAAUUUUAUCACUGGACACAGCAUCAGCAGCAGCAGUUGCUACGGGCAAUUUAGCAACCGGAAAACUAGUUACAACAUUAAAUAACUUACCAUCACCAUCUGGUUCAGCUGGGCCAACAGCAGCUGGUUUAAAUUUUAAUAAACAACAGCAGCAGCAACAGCAACAACAACAGAAACUCCAGCAGCAACAACAAAAUGAUUUAACUCCCAGUGGUGGUGAGAGUACAACAUCACCGUUGAGUUCAAACGGUAGCAAUCAUACGCUUACCUCACCAAUGACGAUUGAACAGCAGCAGCAGCAACAACUACAUCGUGUAAAUUAUCAAACAACUGCAACAUCGGCCGCAGCAGCAGCUGCAGCAUUAAUUAAAGGUGGUGGUGGUGGCCUAGAGACCACAAUAGUUGCAUCACAUAUGACGCAACAGCUAAAUGGUAGUGGCCAACGUGGUAGUGGCGUUGGUGGCCUAUUAACCGAACAACAACAGCACAACCUACAACUACAACAAUUGAAUAAUCAUCAUUUAAUUAAUGGUGGCAGCACAGUAGUGGCAACAGCAACCGGAAGUAGCGGUGGCAGUGGCGGCUCCUCAAGUAACAACAGUAAUCAUAGCAACAGUUUAAGUGGCUCGAAUGCCUUUAAUAUCAAUAACUUAAUUGCUACACAUACAUCAUCAGCAACAACAACAACAUCAGGAGUUGUUGCCACAAACAAUUUACAAACAUCCCUGGAUUCUCCCACAAAAUUACGCGAAGAAAACGAACGACUAACUACCGAGGUUUAUCGUUUACGCAAACUGCUGGAAAAUUCUCCUGAGGGUGCCGUGGGCGGCAUCGAUCUCUCCGAUUCAAAUAGUUGUGGCGAUGGACAAUCAACCGAUGGCAGUGGUUCUAACACUCAACAGCGUAUUGAUCGCUUGGAGCAGGAACUACGUACGGCUAAAAAUCAAUUAAUGUCUCUGCGUAUUGAAAGGAAAAAACUGCGAAGUGAUAAAAAUGAAUUAGUGGGUCAAGUGAAGCAGUUGUGCGUUUCACUGCAGGAAAAAGAACAGGAGCUAAGAGAUUUUAUACGUAACUAUCAGGAUCGAGUGCGAGAGUCGGAAAGCAACAAUGCCAAGUUAACGGGUGAUCGUGAGCGUGAACGAUGGCAGCUAUUGAAACAGGCCAGAGAUGAAGCUGAACGGUCGUUGGCUUUGGCCCAGCAAUUGAGUGCUAGAGAUUUGCAGCUGCAAAAACUACAAGAACAAUUACAGAGACAAAUGUCGGGCUGUCUAUCGGAUCAAGAAAGUCUUUUAUCCUUUGCCCCACUCACACCGCCUUCAGCGGCAUCGGGUCUGUUAAACCAAAUGCCCUCGGGCAGUGCUGGUGUGGUGAAUUAUCGUAAUGAUGACAGUGGUCGUGGCAAUUCAAAUUCUUUGUCGGCCUUUAGUAAUAGUUCGGGUAAUACGGCCGGCGAUCGUAAUUCAUGUUCGAAUGAUUCAGUGCUGAGAAAUAACAGUGAUCGCGAGAGUACUGGUGGGGACAUUAACUUUAGUGAUGGUAUAUCCGAUAAUGGUCCCUGUAUUACAGUGGAUCCGGAUAGUAUUUCAUUGGUAUCUAGUCAAAAUAUGUAUCAGUAUGGCACUCCUAAGGAAAGAAGUCCCACGUUGUCUCCCUUAAACUCGGCAGCUUAUUCAAGAUCUGUGGAACAGUUGGGCUCUCCUGUUGAUUCUGAUGGACCUGGCGCAGUGGCCCGGAAAUUUGCACCCAAAUCGAGUGGUGCUGCUUUGGGUGCUCGCAAUGGACGUGGCGGUACUUGGGGCAGUAUAUCUAGAGUGUUUGCUAGGUCUAGAAAUAAAAAUAAAGCCCUCUCAGCAGAUGGAGCCACCGAAUAUAAUGACUACUCCUGGAGCCCUCUAUCCGAAGAAGGUUAUGCCGAAAAGUUACGCUUAUUACGCGAAGCCUCUCAAAUACCCAUGGAAAGAUGGCGGGCCUCACAAGUUUUAGCCUGGCUAGAAGUUGCUCUAGGCAUGCCUCAAUACAGCACCCGCUGCUCUGAGAAUGUUAAAAGUGGUAAAGUUUUAUUGGAAUUAAAUGACAUAGAGCUUGAAGCUGGUCUGGGUUUGGCACAUCCCAUGCAUCGCAAAAAGCUGCGCUUAGCUAUUGAAGAGCAGAGAAGGCCGGAAAUGGUACGUUAUCCCAUGAUUACACAAUUGGGUCAUACUUGGGUGGCAUCCGAAUGGCUGCCGGACAUUGGUUUGCCUCAAUAUGCUGAAUCUUUUUUGCAUUCGCUGGUGGAUGCCCGUAUGCUGGACACACUGUCCAAAAAGGAGUUGGAGAAAUUUUUAGGUGUUACGAGAAAAUUCCAUCAAGCCAGCAUUGUGCAUGGUAUACAUGUCUUACGAAUUGUUAAAUAUGAUCGACAAACCCUGGCUAUGCGUCGUGUACAAUCGGAAAAUGUUGACACCGAUCCCAUUGUGUGGACCAAUCAACGUUUUAUACGCUGGGCUCGUUCCAUAGAUUUGGCCGAAUACGCUGAUAAUCUUAAAGAUAGCGGUGUUCAUGGUGGAUUAGUUGUUUUGGAACCAUCAUUUUCGGGCGACACAAUGGCAACAGCACUGGGUAUACCACCCUCAAAGAAUAUAAUACGACGACAUUUAUCAACGGAAUUUGAUGCAUUGAUACUACCCGCCAGAGCUACAUUGGGUCAAGGCAUACGCUCCGGUUGUGGCAUUGUGCCCAUAACUGGUCCCGGCGGUUUACAACACUAUGGCACGGCCGAUAGACGUUCCAGUGGCAGUUUGAGGAUAUCGGCAUGGAAAGGAUCACAGAGUUCUCUCUCAAAAGCCUUCCGUUUUAACGCAAAAUCAUCCCGCAGCGGUAGCUCAAUUGGCGACCGCACCUCUGUUGGGAACUCCACCUCCCCAACACCAUCGUUUAGUAGCUCAGAAGGGGGCGGAGGAAUUUACGCCACUAUAGGCGGUUCACAUCACUUUACCCACCAUUUUCCCCCACCUACAACAGCACCACCUCCACCACCAUCCUCACAACAAUCCCACUAUCACCAGCAACAAUACUAUCAACAGCAGCUGCAAAAUCCUGCAGCCUCAGCAACAGCCGCUCAUCGUGUAAGUGCGCCACCCUCUGGCAGCGGCAUUGAAGCCAUAUCAGAUCCAAAUCUCCUAUACGAACAACAUCGACGUGUCAAGAGCAUUAACGAUAUUGGAGCAACGGCUGCCUCCUCAUAUGGUUCAAGUUCAGCUUUGGCCCGCGAUCGUUUAAGUAGUGGCCUGGGCAGUGCCGCAGACUCGGGCAGCAUAUGUAGUGGUCUUAGUGGUACUGGUGCUAUAAUACAUGAAAAUAGUCAGGGUGCCUCGACAGCAUCCUCAAAUUCACCCGUAUGAGAAUCAAUUAUAAUGUAAGCCCAUUAAGGACUUGCAUAUUAUAACACACAAAUUA
Messenger RNA from Calliphora vicina (urban bluebottle blowfly), 3670 nucleotides. RefSeq names its product Liprin-gamma (gene Liprin-gamma). Gene Ontology annotation, molecular function: protein binding. NCBI's taxonomy places the organism in Eukaryota, Metazoa, Arthropoda, Insecta, Diptera, Calliphoridae. The transcript has 11 exons. The record is from RefSeq and is a predicted model, not a curated record. The coding region runs from base 52 to 3615 and encodes 1187 amino acids.